Molecule: messenger RNA, 189 nt
Organism: Dictyostelium purpureum
Lineage: Eukaryota; Evosea; Eumycetozoa; Dictyosteliales; Dictyosteliaceae
Exons: 1
Source: RefSeq, a predicted model, not a curated record
UUUGAUGAGGAAAUUAAAGUUGGAACUUUACCAGAUGGCCUAAAGCAUUUAGCACUACCUCAGGAAUAUAACCAACCUAUACAUCCUGGAGUAUUGCCAAAUUCAUUGGUUCAUCUAGAUAUUGGUAGUUCGCAUAGCCAUCUCUUAGAGCCUGGUGUAUUUCCACAUGUACUGACCUAUUUAUCAAUA